GCUGCGCCUAAGCUCAUAAAAGGGAAAAAAGCGUGUGGUGCCCGAGGAGCCGCGAAUCUUCGAACAGGGGCGCGCUCUCGCCGCAGCCCGAGAAGCCUCGGAAGGACUCGCCUCCUCCCGCCCUCGCAGCUCCUAGCACGACGUGCUCGAUUUUCUCGUGGCUGAGUAGGUGCACCCACACACCAUGGCCCUUGUAUCUGCUGACUCUCGAAUCGCAGAACUCCUCACAGAGCUCCAUCAGCUGAUCAAACAAACUCAGGAAGAGCGUUCACGGAGCGAACACAACUUGGUGAAUAUCCAGAAAACCCAUGAGCGGAUGCAGACAGAGAACAAGAUUUCUCCCUAUUACCGGACAAAGCUGCGUGGCCUCUAUACAACUGCCAAGGCUGAUGCAGAGGCAGAAUGCAAGCCUCUUCUCCCCCUCUCCCACCUCAGCAUCCUCCGGAAAGCCCUCGACAAAAUUGCAGAAAUCAAGUCUCUGCUGGAGGAGAGGCGGAUUGCUGCCAAGAUCGCUGGACUCUACAAUGACUCUGAGCCCCCACGGAAGACCAUGCGCCGUGGGGUGCUGAUGACGCUGCUGCAGCAGUCAGCCAUGACCUUGCCCCUGUGGAUCGGGAAGCCUGGUGACAAACCUCCGCCACUUUGUGGGGCCAUUCCAGCCUCUGGGGACUACGUGGCCAAACCUGGGGACAAAGUAGCUGCCAGGGUCAAGGCUGUGGAUGGGGACGAGCAGUGGAUCCUAGCCGAAGUGGUCAGUUACAGCCAUGCGACCAACAAGUAUGAGGUAGACGACAUUGAUGAAGAAGGCAAAGAGAGACACACCCUCAGCCGGAGGCGCAUCAUCCCCCUGCCCCAGUGGAAGGCCAAUCCCGAGACAGAUCCCGAGGCCUUAUUCCAGAAGGAGCAGCUCGUACUGGCCCUCUACCCCCAGACCACCUGUUUCUACCGAGCCCUGAUCCACACACCCCCACAGAGGCCCCAGGAUGAUUAUUCAGUCCUGUUUGAAGACACCUCGUACGCAGAUGGCUACUCGCCUCCCCUCAACGUGGCCCAGAGAUAUGUGGUGGCUUGUAAGGAGCCCAAGAAAAAGUGAAGCAAACUUGAACCUCCCAGCUCUUCUGCCCUGGGGGCCUGCCAAGAGGGGAGAGAGCGUGACUGAAUAAAUCCUCUUCUA
Molecule: messenger RNA, 1174 nt
Organism: Suncus etruscus (white-toothed pygmy shrew)
Lineage: Eukaryota; Metazoa; Chordata; Mammalia; Eulipotyphla; Soricidae
Gene: SGF29
Product: SAGA complex associated factor 29
Exons: 10
Coding region: 185-1093 (302 amino acids)
Cellular component (GO): SAGA complex
Source: RefSeq, a predicted model, not a curated record